UCUCGUAUGGAGUGAUGGGUAUUAGCGGUCGAUGGAUUUCCUGAGCCUGGUUUAAAGUAAUCCAGACCUGGAGGCUGUGCUGAAAUGCAGGGAUAGACGGAUACAUCAUUAUAGAGCAGCUGCUAUAUCUAACAGAGUCACCGUUACUAAAGCUCAGCUUAACCUACAGUCCAGAUGAUGUUAUUUUAUUCAAAGCUUUGUUUAUUUGCAAGCAUUCAUUAAACUUCAUCAUUUCUCAAGGUCAGUUUAUUGUUACUCAAGGUUAUUUAGGUCAAAUGACUCUUUCUGUUUUAGUUUACAGCAGGUGUUUAUGAGUGGUUGAAUUUGAUUGAUGAAUUUAAUCUCAAGAUUCCACAUUUAGUAGAAAUUGAAUCUGAAGCAGCACAACAUUUCCACUUUUAACUGGAGUUUAUCAACAUCUUGCAUGUAGCUCUUUUCAUGUAUUUUUUUCAUGGGUGCGUGCGUGAGUGUUGUGAGUCCAGGUGCCGUUGCAUAUGGUCAGGAUGGCUCUGCUGUGGCUCUCCUUCACAGCAUCACUACUGAUCUGGAGCUCUACGGUGGCCCUCAGGGAUAUAAGGUGUGUAGAGUGAAGUGGAGGGAGGCUCAUGGCUCUCUGGUGGGGUUUGGGUCGGCUGGGCCUCAUAUUGGCCCUUAUGGCCUUCUUGCACCCGACACAGAGCUGCCCACCGCGUUGCGACUGCGCGGCUCAGCUGCGCUCCGUCUCCUGUCAGCGCAAGCGUCUCUCCGGAGUUCCAGAGGGCAUCCCGACAGAGACGAAGCUGCUGGAUCUCAGUCGAAACCGCUUGCGCUGGGUCGCGCCCGGAGACCUGGCACCGUACCCGAGGCUGGAGGAGGUGGAUCUGAGCGAGAACCUCAUCACGACUCUGGAACCGAACGCCUUCGCCAGUUUGCAGGCCCUGCGUACCCUGCGGCUCCGGGGAAACCAGCUGAAGCUCGUGCCUAUGGGAGCAUUCGCACGACUUUCAAACCUUACCACGCUGGACCUGAGCGAGAACAAGAUCGUCAUCCUGCUGGACUACACCUUUCAAGAUCUAAGGAGUCUCAAAAAUUUGGAGGUGGCUGACAAUGACCUGGUCUACAUAUCGCACAAGGCUUUCUCAGGGUUGCUGGGUCUUGAGGAUCUCGCCAUCGAGAGGUGCAACCUGACGUCCAUCUCUGGCCAGACUCUCUCGUAUCUGCGUAAUCUCGUCACCCUGCGACUUCGUCAUCUCAGCAUCUCUGCACUCGAGGACCAAAAUUUCCGCAAGCUCACCGCUCUAAGAGGCCUUGAGAUUGACAACUGGCCCUAUUUGGAGUACAUCUCACCGCUGAGCUUCCAGGAUCUCAACCUGUCCUGGCUUUUCAUCACCAACACGAACAUUACGUCGGUACCGUCGGCGUCCUUCCGAAACUUGGCUUAUCUGACGGCGCUUAACCUCUCCUACAACCCCAUCUCUGUGCUGGAGCCCUGGGCCUUUAGAGAUCUUAUUAGACUGAAGGAACUACACAUGGUCAGCACCAAUCUGCUCACCAUAGAGCCUCACGCUCUCGGAGGCCUGAGACAAAUACGAGUUCUCAAUCUGUCCAACAACGGGCUCGUCGCUCUGGAGGAGAGCUCCUUUCAUUCCGUCAACAGCCUGGAAACUUUGCGAGUGGACGGAAACCCGUUGUCCUGCGACUGCCGACUUCUUUGGAUCCUGCAACGACGACGUACCUUGAAUUUCGACGGACGGAUGCCCGUGUGCGCCGGGCCGGCAGAGGUGCGGGGAUACGCGCUGAGCACCUUCACAGAUUCAGCGUUGUUCGAUUACUUCACCUGUCAGAAGCCAAAGAUCAGAAACAGGAAGCUCCAGCAGGUGACCGUGCACGAAGGCCAAGCGGUGUCGUUCCUUUGCCGGGCCGAGGGCGAGCCGACGCCAGCCAUCGUCUGGAUCUCGCCACAGAGAAGGAGGCUUGCGUCAAAAAGCGAAGGCAGGAUCGCGGUGCUACCGGGUGGUACGCUGGAGAUCCGUUACGCCCAAGUGACGGACAGCGGCACGUACAUCUGCAUCGCCAGCAACGCGGGCGGCAACGACACCUACUUCGCCACGCUGACGGUCAAGGGCCGGGCGGCGGACGCGGUGCCGUUCGCCAACCGUUCGCUGUAUUCGGCAGACUUUAACGACACUGGCCUGAACGGCACACGUGUUUUCCUUAAGUUCACGCUGGACCUGACCACCAUCCUGGUGUCCACGGCGAUGGGCUGCAUCAUGUUCCUGGGGGUCGUGCUCUUCUGUUUCCUGCUGCUGUUCGUGUGGAGCCGCGGACGGGGACAGCGCAAAAACAACUUCACGGUGGAGUAUUCCUUCAGGAAAACAGAAGGACCGAGCACCGCCGCAGCUUCCGGAGGAACGCGCAAGUUCAACAUGAAGAUGAUAUGAAACAACGCAGCCAGGGGUCCGCUGGGGGAAGCAUAAACUCCACAUGUAGACACAAACACACACAGUGCUGAUUUGCAGAAAUACAAGCCAAACGGAGAACGGCGGGUCACGAUCUGAUCUUAUAUAAAAAUAUCCUCGUCCUCCAAACGCUUUUAUUUCUUAUGGUUAUAUAAGAGGCUAAUGUAACUGUCAGUGAAUAUCUCUGCACUUUUACAGCCGCGCUGUCUUCUCCCUUCUUAGCUUUCAUACAAGUAAACGCAUGUAAAUGUGCUCUUUAGAGGGAGCUGCUAAUUAGCAUUUAGUCAUUUAGAGACAAAUAAAUCCAAAGCUAUUUCCAUAAUGUCUCCUAAUACAACGCCUACUUUACUCCAGUUCACAGAGCCAAAGCUGAGAAGAGAAAAAAACAGGACCAAGAAAAUAAAUGACAUGUAAAUCCAUUGAUUUAACACAUUAUACUGAUAUAUUAGAUUUGGGUCUUAAUGACAAACAAAACGUGGUCCUAAGAGACGCCAUGAAAACAAAUCAUUCGUUGCCAUCGGCUUGAUGUUCUGCAAUAAGCGACUGUGUGAGUUGGGAUGAGCACACCGACCGCUUCGCUGUAAAGACAAUACCGUAGUAGCGGUGCUGUAUUACAGUUUACUGUCAGUCAGAAUCACUGUGUGUGUGCGUGCGUGUGUGUGUGUGCGUCUGUGUGUCGUUGGUUCUGACUGUGCACAGAUUCAGAUGCCUGUCUCCGACUGAUGAUGAGGUUUCUUACCCACAAUUCCCCUCCAUCAUUCUGGGUUCACGCCACUGAUCUAUAUAAAUGACUGUAUUGCGCAUGACGUCACACUUGUGAAGCCACCGCGCCGCCAUGUUGGUAUACCCAAACGUUCUAUUAAAUCAAUCAAUAGACGUUCACUUCGUUUUUAUAUGUGAAGUUACCCUGUACAUUAUUACAACACAAACGUCCUAAGCAUGUAAAUAGUUAUUUACUGAAAGUUGUACAUUUUGCGUUUUAAACAGUUAUUAUACAUUCACCUUUAUUACAGUAUCAGAUCAGCAGACAGACCGCAGCAUAUUUAGUAUUAAAGGCGUUCUAAGCGAAUCUGCGAGAUGUUAGUUUUUGUUGACGUUUGAAUUUUUUUCAAACAGACGGAGCUUCUGCGCUUUCAUGAACGCGACCAACCCCCACCCCCAAAUCCUUCUUGUCGUUUAUUGGUUAGAACACUUUGUUAUGGUUUCUGUUUGUAGGUUUGGCCACUGUGUUGUUAUUGCCGUUUGUGAAGCCUGGGCUGUCUCAAGAGAUCGCGUUUUUUUACAGUUUGAUCAGCGGACAGGCAGCAAGCAGAUAGUGAGGAGAUGUUUCUGUAUGUAACAAAAAAUGUUUUAUGGUCUAAAACGCGUCAAUUCGCUUAGAGAACCUUUAAUGACAAUAAACGUGCUCAUUCUGAAAUCUAAAUAAAUAAUCAUGCUUUGUACCGUAUGUGCAUGCAAUAAUUUGCUCGUUUUGUAAUUAUGUUAUCCAAACUUACAAGUUGCCUAAACUUAUUUGGAGAAAUAACGCUGACCGUCACCAUGUAGCUGAAUGUCAAAAAAAACUUUAUUUAUACCCGUGUCAUUAACAAAUGCAGCAGACACACUCACCUUAACGUUUUUUUAUAAAUCCAUUAUCCUGCCGGAUUAAAACAUAAACAUUGCAAAUAACACCAGAAUUAACAAAUAAUUUACGAACACAUAUCCUAAAAAUUAACCUUGUGUAACUGAUACGCUGUAAAGGGGGUAGAUUUUGAUCAUAAAUUUGAAUGUAAGUCAAUGAAGCCCUCUGCCGGUUGGGUAUACCAAGAUGGCCGCUCGAACUCACGCGGUUACGUCAAGCGUUCUAUGCACAAUCCAGUCAUUUAUAUAGAUCAGUGGUUCACCCACAUACUGACAACCUGCUAGCCUUCAUGGGGACAGGCCGAGCGAGGGUCACAUCAGACAGAGAGAGAGAGAGAGAGAAGCGCACAUAUGCACACAAGCCAUACAAUCAGAUUUAUUAUCAGGAGGUUUACAGCAAUAGCAUUCAUUGAGACCAAACCAAAUCUCUGGCAGAAAAAUACAAAUAACUUUGUGAUUCAUAAACAGAAGCUUGGUAUAUUUGCAAUAAAUUGCAAGAGAAAAGUUUAUUUUAUGAUUGUUUCAAUGGAUUUUACUCUUUAAAUAUUCAUGAGUGAUUGAUUAGUUAUGUUUGAUUUUAUAUAUUUGGUGUUUUUUCAUAGACGCGCCCGGCCGAGCUCAGCUUCACUGUGAAUUCAUUUCUUUAUCUUUAUUUCACAAACAGUGAGAUAUGACAUCGUUAUUCACAUAGAUUAUAUUUACAUUUAUUAAUGGUGCCAAAUAUCUGAUUAAUAAUUAGCUUGGCCUGUACGACAUCCAAUACCAUAUACAUAACACACACACACACCUCUCUCUCUCUCUCUCUCUCUCUCUCUCUCUCUCUCUCUCUCUCUCUCUCUCUCUCUCUCUAUCUCUCUAUCUCUCUCUCUCUCUCUCUCUCUCUCUAUCUCUCGCUCGCUCUGACAGUCUUGGUUUGGCGGUCGGUGUGCAGAUCUCUGCUUCCUCUGCCCAGUCUCAUUCCCUUCAUCCCUCUCAUACCUGACUGGGUCUCAAUGAGGGAGGGUCCCUGGCUGGUGACCUCAGAUGUUCAUGAUAUCAUGUCACUCAUCUAGUCCAUAUGUCGUUGACUGUAGAGGUAUUAAUAUGUUUAUAUUUAUAUAUGAUUGGUUUAGGAUGUGCUUUCGUAUUUCUAUAAAUUGCUUUUUUAAUUGUGUUUUAAAAAUAUCAUCAGAAAUAUCAAUAAUGCAUCUGUUCUCCACACCGCGGCUGCAGGUUAAAUGAAUAGUUAAUCUGGUUCUCUUGUGAACUAGUAAGAUUAACCAGCAGCUGCUGUUGAAAACAGAUAUGUUAACCAAUAAACUACAAGAGCCAUAAAUGAUGAAUGUUGUGACUUUAUCCAGGAAUCUGUGUGCAAUAUGAGAAAUACAAUCACAUCAGCUUCAUGUCUCUUUAUUGAUACAGUAACAAACUCUUCAGUGAUAAAUAUAUAACGCACACAUGGAUACUGAAGAUCAAAACAGACACCUGGACCACAAAGAUGCCAUCUGAUGUUGUGUCUUUCACAAUCCUCAGUAAAAGUUGUGUAACAAAACCUUGAUGAAAUCCAUUUUAAGUCAAAUAUAUCUGUAAAUGGAUCUGUUGGACUGUGACAUUGAUCUGAUGUGUUUGUAUUUUACACCGGGGAGUAUUUACAGUCCCUGUUUAGAUGUCUGGAUUGGGUGAAGUAAACAUAUCAGGAUUAUUGUGACCCUGGCUGUUUUGUGUUGACUUGUAGCUCAUUGUGUGGUCAUGUGAGUAGAGUCGAUGUUGUCCUUGUGAUUGGAUGUUGAUUUAGUUGAGCUCUCUCUGUAAGUGUGAUGAUAGACAGAAAGCUCAGAGAUUCAGCCGGGAUUUAAACCCACAACCUCCCGCUCGCCCGCCCGCCCGGCGUCCUCUUAUCCUUCAUUCAUGUCAUCUGUUAUUACAACUACUGCCUCUUGGAUGAACUGGAUGCUGUACUUCCCUUCUUUCCUGAAAACAGGAUCUCAGACGAGUUAUUCCGGAUCGUUCUGAACACGUUUGUAGUUUGGUCUGAUGAUAUGGAGGGGUUCAGCACUGAAUUGGCUUGUUUUCAGUUUGUGGAUUUGAAUUGAAAAUGGGAGGAAGAGAAAAUUACCAAACAAAAAUGACAUCGCUUUUUUAAUCCAUCUUCAUCUAUUGAUGACAUUGUUUUGUUAAAUGUGAUUAUUCUGAAUAAAGUGUUCUUGCAUUAGGGUUCAUAAUUCAAGUAAAAACAAUAACUAUUAUUGAAACUCAGUUCUGUAUUGUGUAGGACAGUCAUGAGAGAUUUAUGUUUGUUUGUGUUUG
Molecule: messenger RNA, 6344 nt
Organism: Paramisgurnus dabryanus
Lineage: Eukaryota; Metazoa; Chordata; Actinopteri; Cypriniformes; Cobitidae
Gene: lingo3b
Product: leucine rich repeat and Ig domain containing 3b
Cellular component (GO): plasma membrane
Molecular function (GO): protein binding
Source: RefSeq, a predicted model, not a curated record